CCAGUGGCCUCGAAGAAGACGCUUCAUUAAGUUCCCAGCCGCCUUGGUUGCCAGUUGUGUUUUCAUUCCAAGCCGCGUACUCCCACUAACGAUCGUCCAUAAUGAGUCCGACUCCAAUGGGAAGUGUCGCCCUCAGCCGAAGCAAAAAAGGGACAGGCAGGGGCCUGAAUCUUAACAGCAAAAUGGUCCACUGUCUGAUCCUCCUGGCGGCCUUUGUCCUGUUCGGCGCCAACUUGAACUACGCCUCCUUUCCACCUGGCACGGUCAUCGACAUCAAGCUGGGCGAAGUGGAUCUGGAGCAGUUCAGCUAUGUGCCUACUCGGGAUGGAUACGAAUUCAACUAUACACUGCCUGAUGGAACCUUCCGGGACGAAAUUGGCAAAGUUCUAAGCGGAACCUCUGCAGCUGCCGAUCUAGAGAAUGCCAACAACCUCGCCAAGAACCACCGUCCCUCCCGCGAACAGGGCCUGAAGGUGCGCAAGCUGUCCGGCAAGUCCCUCUCCUCUCUGGCCGGUUAGCCAGUACCUUUGAAAGAAGAGGCUUUCCUAUUAACCAUACAUCACGAAUUUAUUACAACAGUGUGCCAACUGUUUUAGGCUAGUGUUUAAGUUCAGCUGUUAAAUUUGCAAGCAAUAAAAACAAUCGAAUCAAACUAAA
Molecule: messenger RNA, 657 nt
Organism: Drosophila bipectinata
Lineage: Eukaryota; Metazoa; Arthropoda; Insecta; Diptera; Drosophilidae
Source: RefSeq, a predicted model, not a curated record